CUCGGGGAAUCAGCUGAUGGGGAAGGAGGCUGUGUUUACGCCCUGUCUUAUGCCAUUCACAGAUCUGUAGGUGCCUGUGUCCAAGAUGUCUGCUGACGUGGCAGAGGAGCUGGUUUUUCACUGUACGGAUGACAGAUUCUUUGUAGAACCUGUCAACUCCAAGCAGCUGCUGGUCAUAGACAGAGUUAGCCAUGAGAUCACUCUGGAGGAGAAUAGUGGACAGAUUCCCUUCAGCGCUUCUCGGAAGAAUAUAUAUGGCUUAGUGGGGGUGAUCCACCUGAUAGCAGGCCCGUACCUGAUCUUGAUCACGAAGAGGAUUAAAGUAGGAACCUUGAACAAGCAGACAAUAUGGCGGUUGGCAGACACAGAGAUAGUCCCCUAUGCCAGGUCAAUGGUGUCCUUAACAGCAGAACAGAAAUUGUACAAUGAUAAAUAUCUAUCCAUGUUACAGCAAGUUCUUUCCACCCCAUACUUCUAUUUCUCUUACACUUAUGAUUUGACCCAUACUUUACAGCGCCUGUAUUAUACUGCUGAAGAUUUCCUGCAGAUGGCUUUGCAUGAGAGAGCUGAUGUGAGAUUUGUGUGGAAUCAGCAUCUGUUGAGAGAUCUUUGUGUACAACCAGAAAUGAGUGCUUUUUGCCUCCCUCUUGUUCAUGGUUUUAUAUCUAUCAAGCCAAGUAGCAUUAAUGGUGAGUGGUUUACCUGGGCCAUAAUAUCACGCAGGAGUGUUUAUAGAGCAGGGACUCGCAUGUGGACAAGGGGCAUAGACCAGGAAGGUGCUGUGGCCAAUUAUGUAGAAACGGAACAGAUAAUAGAGUUCCGAGAUUUCAGAUCAUCCUUUGUCCAGACGCGAGGCUCCAUCCCUCUUUACUGGUCCCAGGAGCCAAACCUGAGAUACAAACCUGCUCCACGCAUAGGAAAUGCCAAUCAUGAAGAGGCAUUUAGUCGGCACUUUGAGUCUCAGGUCCUGUGCUAUGGGAAGCAGGUGGCUGUGAAUCUGAUUGACCAGAAGGGUGUGGAAGGGAAGCUGCAUGAAGCCUUUAAGCACCUCAUAGAGACGAGUUCCAGCCAGAUGAUUAGGGACAACGUCAGGUAUGAAUAUUUUGACUUCCACCACGAGUGCCGCAAAAUGCGCUGGGAUAGGUUGAGUAUACUGAUGGAUCGAUUAGCACCAGACCUUGAUUCAAUGGGCUACUUUCUCUUCCGUGAUGGUGUUGUGCUACUCGAACAGGAGGGAGUAUUCCGCACCAACUGCAUUGAUUGUCUAGACAGAACGAAUGUUGUGCAGUCCAUGCUAGCAAGAAAACAACUGCAGUCAGUAUUGACAAGGAUGGCCAUUCUCAUUGAAAAGCAGAAAAUUGAGGAUCAAUUUUCCUUCGAGAGCAUGUUCAAAAACGUGUGGGCAGAUAAUGCGGACAUAGUAAGUACUGAAUAUUCAGGAACGGGAGCCUUAAAAACCGACUUCACCCGCACGGGGAAGCGAACCCACAUGGGCAUGAUGAGAGACCUGUGGAACAGCAGCGUGCGUUACAUCAAGAACAACUUCUUUGAUGGAGACCGCCAAGACGCGCUAGACAUGUUCCUCGGCAAGUACCAGGUGGAGGCCAACGAGGGAGCCACGAGACUCUGCCCCCUCAACAAGAACCGUGACACCCGACUGCUCCUCCUGCCCAGCGCGUUCUUCUUCUCCCUGCUGAUGGUGUUCGCCUGCAUUCUGCUGCCCUCCGAGUAUUCCUCCUUCACGCUCCUCUCACUCCUCUUCUGGUUUGGGAUGAUGGUGGUGGCCUUCCUAGCCACGCUCAUGCAGGGCCGACUCCUUGUCAACUCCCCGCGGCUCUGCCUCUCAACCCUCAAUCAUCUCACGACCCCUCCUAGAAUUGGUUGAUCUCCUCCUUAGCGUACACAGACCGUGUAGAUUAAUAUAUGCCAUUGUAUGUGUCUUCAUUUUAUGUUUUUUCUUUCAACUUUCUAGCCUGUCAGUUUUGAUUUGGGUAUUUGAUGCCGUGAACUUUUUUUUUCUUUAUAUAGAAUUUAAGUGUCUAAGGCUGUUUAAGGUGUCUGAUUUUUUUUUUUUUAUUAAUAUAAAUGUAAUAAUAUAGAGUUUUGCACACAAUGUAGAUAUGAAACUCAAUAUUUAUAUGUAUAUAUAUAAUACACACAUCACCAUCCAAGCAUUGCCAUUUUUAUACGGUUUGCACUGCAGUAUUAACUUUAGAUUUUAUUUUAUUACAGAUUAACUUUGUAAGUUAUAUAUGUGAAAUUUUUUGUUACAUGUCUUUGCAUAAGCAUUUACAGUGCUUGUUCACAGUUAGAUUUGCUACCACAUAAAGGUACAAAAUGAAACUUCUGAAAUCUGUCACAGAAACAACAAAGAAAUUUAAAUGUACGAAAUGCAUGUACAAAAUAGGAAGUAAAAACAGACAAGAAGAAAUACACGUAGAGAAGAGAAGAUUACUCCAUGGACAGUAAUCUCUUCCGACACAUAAAGGCAAAUUUUUUUUAUGACUUUGAUUGCUGGUAAUGAUUUAGAUGCUACCAAACCUGAGGGCUGUGGGUGACAGGCUAGAAUAUUGUGAUGUUUAUUCCUUAGAUAAUGGCAAUGACUAGACAGGUCCACUAUUCUGUGGCUAGGUGAUCGCAAGAAAACACGCAAUGUACAUAAGGUGUUUGGAGGUUGCAUAGUGAAUCGCACUUAUGAUUCUCAACUAACGGCUAAAUUGGUAUGUUGGAAAAAUUGGAGAUCAAGCCUGGAAUUCUUAUGAAAAGAAGUUUUAUGUGUAUAUAUGUACAUUGUGUUUUUUUUCUGUCAAUAUAGGCUUUGUUUCUAUUGAGCAGCUUCAAGUGCUGGGAGAAUUUAGAUGCAACAUAGCUAAUAUACCAAUGAUAAAGAGAUAUUGAGAAUGUGUGUCUUUUAUUUAAGAAAAAAAUCUUUAUUUGGAAAGGUGUGUACCUUCGUUUAGGCAGUAAGUCCUGAACUGAUUUUAGCCUAAUUUGAUUUUCUCUAUCUCCACUACCAUAUUAUUCAGUUAUUAUGUGUGUUUUAAGUGUCUCUAUACUCUGUACUUCUGAAAUUUCUAGUUUGAAUAAAAAUUACCGCUCUCUUCCAAAUUGGUAAUAAAUACAGUACCAGUUUACCCGAAAAUGUAUCGCAGUCUUUAGCUUCAGUAAUUGCAUAGCUGAAGAUGUCCAAUUUAGCAAAUACAACAUGUGCAAGAACACCAAAUUUCUUUUUCCAUGCAGUAUUUACCCUCCCAGUUGUCCUAAUACUAGAUAUUGUUAAAUACAUUCCAUAGUUUUGAAAUGAAAAUAAGCAGAAGUGAAUAUUGAAACUUUAUUAUAAUAUGCUUUUGUGUAUAUUUACUUUGUAUGUAUGACCAUAGAGUUGAUAUUCGUGUUGUGAAGUAACCCAUCACAUUAUUAUUAUAUAUAUAUAUAUAUUUUCAUUUAUUAUUAUUAUUUUUUUAUUUAUUUAUUUAUUUAUUUAUUUUUUUGAAAGUAAAUAGUGGGUACAUAUUUUAAAAGCAAGUGAUGAAAGGUAGAUUGAUAAACAUGUAGACCAGAUUUUUAAAAACAUGUCAUUAUAGAGACAUUAAAUUUAAGAGAAAAAAAAUAAGGUAUUGAGGCUAUCCCAACAGUAAUUUAACAUCGAAUACAAUACACUAUGGCAGUGCAUGUGUACCAUAAUGAUAGGGCCUGAAUAUAUGUACUGAUAUUGAUUACAAAACAUGCUGUAUGAUUUUGCAUUUUGUAUUUAUUUAUUUAUUUUAUUAGAACUGAAGCCCCGAUAGCUUUCAUAAAUGGAAAAUAGCCAUUUAGGUUGACAAAAGAAUAACAACUCUUUGAAAUCUCUAUUUAUUAGAAAUCUUGAUGAUAGGGAUUUACUUGUAAGUAUAGAAUUCCAAAUCAUUGUGCUAAAGCAUCAAGAAUAAUCAGCAUCAGUUCUCAUGAAUGACUAAAGUUUAUUUUUGACAUUCUCAGGUAAUGAAAAGAAAAGAAGAGAAAAAUAAAAGGAAUUGGUGAAUUUGAUAAUGCAUUGAUCUCAGUAACCCUUGUCGGUAUAAUGGUUAACCAGACAUACUUACCCAGUGUACUAACAAUGCAUAACCUUCCAUUAACUGUUAGGAAUGGUAUAGUUCGGGUAUCUUGUUUCAUGUACUAUAUUUAUGACUGAUAAAUCAAUAAAGGAUACUGGCUGCUUA
Molecule: messenger RNA, 4199 nt
Organism: Penaeus indicus
Lineage: Eukaryota; Metazoa; Arthropoda; Malacostraca; Decapoda; Penaeidae
Gene: Sac1
Product: phosphatidylinositol-3-phosphatase SAC1-like
Exons: 2
Coding region: 86-1885 (599 amino acids)
Biological process (GO): phosphatidylinositol dephosphorylation
Cellular component (GO): endoplasmic reticulum
Molecular function (GO): phosphatidylinositol-4-phosphate phosphatase activity
Source: RefSeq, a predicted model, not a curated record